Molecule: messenger RNA, 5459 nt
Organism: Epinephelus fuscoguttatus (brown-marbled grouper)
Lineage: Eukaryota; Metazoa; Chordata; Actinopteri; Perciformes; Serranidae
Product: butyrophilin subfamily 2 member A2-like
Exons: 6
Coding region: 3559-4446 (295 amino acids)
Source: RefSeq, a predicted model, not a curated record
GAGACAAAACCAGCCCUCCCAGCUGGUUUCAGCCAGUUCAGUUCAGACACAGGAUGAAGAACAAGACACGGACAGAAGAUGCAGCAGAUCCUCAUCCUCUCAGCUCUCAUGGCUCCAUUCCUGCUCCUGUUGUUCCCUCUGUGUGCAGCAGCUUCUGACCAACAUGUGACAGUGCACCCUGGAGAUGAUGUCACUCUGAGAUGUGAGGCUGGUAAUGUCCCCAUCUUAGUUGUAGAGUGGACCAGACCUGACCUGGAGCCACCACAGUACGUCCUCUUAUACAGUGAUGGACACUACGACACAGAUCAACAGCAUCCAUCCUUUAAAGGCAGGGUGGAGCUGGUGGACAGAGAGCUGAAGGGCGGAGACGUGUCUUUAACUCUGAAGAAUGUGACCAGCAGCGAUGCUGGAACAUACGAGUGUCGAGUUUUAGCAGGUGCAUCAACACGUACAGAGAGAGCCCUCAUUAAGACUGAUCCAAUCACAGUCAUCCACCUGGAGGUUAGAGAUUUAAAGGAUGGACACUCCACUCCUCUACACGUUGGACUGGCAGCAGUUUUUGGAUAUGUUACAGUGCUUCUUUUACUGUAGUGUUUGUUGUCUGGAGAUAUAAGAGACGUACAGACCAAAGAUCAGAACAGUCUGCUGCUGCUGAAGCAGGAAACAAUCAGCUCAUGUGUCCCUCUGCUAUUUGAGACUCUUCAACAUGAUGGUCUGUUUCAACCAAUCAUGGCUGCCAUCAUCCAUGGGGGCUCCACCAAUGAGGUCAGAAAACAAUUCAAAAUGUUGAUCCUUUACUGUGACUAAUAAUGUACUGUUUACUAAUACCAUUACCAGUAUUAUUUUGAAAUAUGACAUAACUACAUAACAAAGUUUACUAAAUAAUAGAGAGGCCUUUGUCUGGGUUCCUGACACCACCGCUAGUUAUCUUUUCCACUAAGCAGCCGGUGGACACAACCAACAGUGCAGAAGUUGCAUUGAUUUACAUUGUGAAGUGUUCAAGCUCUAUUCAGUAAAAAUCAGUAUUCUGUAAAUUAUAAUGUUCUCAUAAAUCAUCUGUUUGUUGUAGAAACAUGUCAAUGUUUUCACAGCACUAUAAAACAGAUAUUACAGUGGAAAUUAUAAUGUAUCACAUAUAGCAAAAAGAUUUUUUGUUUAUUUUUUUAAAAGAUUUUUUUCAUGUGAAAGGUUACAUUAAAGGUUGUUUCAUAAAUGUGUUUCAUUGAAUUUCAUCCAAAAGCAGAGUAAUGAAGGACUUUAAAGCUGAUCAUUUAUUUUAGAUUUAGAUUUUAGAUUUCUGUGUUUCCCUGGAAACAAAAGAAGAAUAAAUAACAACAAAAAACAAAAGAAACACCAAUUCAAAAACACUGAUGAUUAUUAUAACACAUGUCCAACAUGUUACUGGAAGCAAAUGGGGGGGCUCGUCUCGGGCACCAAAUGUCUGGAGCACCUAGAAGGGACUUUCCUCUAAAUAUCCUCGCGCUGAGAAAAAAAAGGUUUUGUAUUGACGAGGCUUGCACACCGGAGUCAUGAUUCAGAGUGUCUUUUAUUCGUGGCUCUUUCCACAUAUCUCGCUAGGAUAGCUCGACAACUUUACACUACUGCCACCUACUGGUGCAGUGGUGUAACAACAUGAACUGAUACUGUAUGCACUUGUCAUAUCAAUACAGGUUUGCGUAGUGUCGGACUAGGGCAACAGUAAACCCCUGAGCUUGCCUGAGAAGGACUAAAUGCACAAAGCUGCUGUUUUUAAAUAUCCCAUGGAGAUCAACUUCUGGGCCCCAUCCUGACUGAUGGCAGCCCAUUCUUGCAUAAUUAAUGCUGAUCAGCAGAGUUUAACUUUGAUAAACAGUGUGAUAACAAAGACACACGCUGUGGUUCUCUGCUUCAUUUCCUGUUUCAUGAGUUGUCACUGAACAAAGAAAUAAAGAGUUUCAUCUGUUUGAUGAUUCACUGAGAAUAAAACUGACGACACUGUGUUUUCAUUCAGAGCUUUUCACUGUGUGUUAUUAAAACUUAUUCUGGACAGACUCUGGAAGAGAUUAGUAUCAGGCACAGACAGCAGCUGCAGCAGUGUUAACUCCUCCUCCUCCUCCUCCUCCUCUUCUCUCUAACAAACACUCUGCAGAUUGUGACUCCAUGAUAAGACUGUUGUGAAUUCCAAAUGUGAAGUCAAAUAUUUCAUCAUGGACUCAGAGUCAAACUCUGACAGUGUGUUUACUGUAACAAAGACACACGCUGCAGGUCUCCAUUUUAGUUUCUGUUUAACAAGCUCUCUCUGGCUGUGAGCCAAGUUACACUGAACCAACAGGCCGAAGACAUGUCCUCAGUCAUCUCUGUAAUGGCUGACAUGAAAUGAAACUGAAACAACACUGGAGUUUUUUCCAGGAGUUUUCCCUGCAUGUUGUUCUGCAGGUUGAAGACAAAGUGAGACACACAAACUACACACACUGAUAUUCUAAGUUCUUUUAAAUCAUGGAUCACUGAUAAACUACAAACCUUCAUGUUACUGUAGUUCACUCAGAGAUUGUCUCCUCAGAAGAGUCUUUGGAUUUUUCCUGUACCCUGUGAGCUGUGCUGAAGUUUAUUUCUUAUAACACAUGAAGUCGUGAUCAUGUUCAUUGUGUGUGAAUGUGCUGAUUAUUUCCUCCAUUAAUGGACUGAUUGUUUGGUUUGUAAAAACAGUGAAAUGAGUGAGAAAUGUUGGUCACAAUGAGCCAGAGACCAAAGUGACUCCUUCAUAAUGUGGUGCAGUCACAUGUUCCCUCUGACAUGUGGUGGAGCAGAAACACACAGAGCCAUGAGAAGAGAAAACACUCAUGUGCAGAGUAAAUGACCCACAGCGAUCUCUUCCUGUGAAUUGGGUACUUUCCACAGGAAGCUGAUUGUGUAAUAAAACUGAAGCUGCUGAUGGAAAGUCCCCAGUGUGUCUCUGUGUGCAGCAGUACAGACUCCUCCUCCUCUCUGAUACACACUCUGCAGGUCUCAGUCUGUAUCUCCAUGGUUACACUGGUUUAACUCCAGAUGUGAAGGCAAAUAUGUAACUUUAAGCUGAGAGCUGAUCAGCAGAGUUUAACUUUGAUAAACAGUGUGACAACAAAGACACACGCUGUGGUUCUCUGCUUCAUUUCCUGUUUCAUGAGUUGUCACUGACUGAACCAAGUUACACUGAAUAAAGAAAGAAAGAUUUCCUCAGUCAUCUCUGUGGAGUGACUGACAGAAAACAAAACUUGAACACUGUGUGUUGAAGAAAACCUCCCAUAAAACAGACUCAUGAAGCAGGAAGAGAUUAGGAACAACCACAGAGAGCAGCAGCAUUAACUCCAACGUUCACUUUGCCCCUCCCCCACCAUCUCAGUCUGAGUCAUACGUUAUUCACUUCCUCUUCAAUGUUGCCCAGCGUCGAUGCACCAACCAGUUUCAGUGCAGACACAGACGGACAUUAUAUCCAAGUAGAAAAAUGGCACAGCAGACCAACAUCCACCCAACUCUCGUGGUUACAUCUGUACUCCUGUUGUUCCUUCUCAGCUUCAGCAAUCUGAAAUCUGAAAAUCUGAAAUGAGGUGUCGUAGUAGCCUAGUACUAGUCUCUGAAGUUGACUGGUUAAGUGUUCAACACGUCACAGAGACAAGUCACGCCAGGAGUAGGGAGACACAUCUGUCCUCGAGUAACCCCAGAUAUGAGCUCCACCCACUCAGACAAGACCAGCCUUACAAACUGGUCUCAGUCAGUUCACUUCACACACAGGACUUACCGUGUGCCAGAGAGAAGAUGGCGCAGCAGAUCAACAUCCUCUCAGCUCUCAUGGCUCCAUUCCUGCUCCUGUUGUUCCCUCUGUGUGCAGCAGCUUCUGACCAACAUGUGACAGUGCACCCUGGAGAUGAUGUCACUCUGAGAUGUGAAGCUGAUGAUGUCCCUAUCAGAGCUGUAGAGUGGACCAGACCUGACCUGAAGCCACAGUACGUCUUCCUAUACAGAGAUGGAAACUUAGACCCAACCGAACAGCAUCCAUCCUUUACAGGCAGGGUGGAGCUGGUGGACAGAGAGCUGAAGGGCGGAGACGUGUCUUUGACUCUGAAGAAUGUGACCAGCAGAGACUCUGGAACAUACGAGUGUCGAGUUAGAUCAGAUGGAUCAAGACGCAGAAAGAGAGCCAUCAUUAAGACUGCUCCAAUCACAGUCAUCCACCUGGAGGUUAGAGGUUCAGAGAAGGAAAACUCCAUGGGUGGAAACACAGAGAGUGAACACCCCGUAAAUGGAAACUUCCCUCAUGGAUAUGUUGGACUGGCAGCAGGAGUUGUUGCAGUGCUUCUUGUAGCUGCUGCAGUGUUUGCUGUCUGGAGAUAUACAAGACGUAUGUACCAAAGAUCAGAACGGCCUGCUGCUGCUGAAGCAGGAAACAAUCAGUUCAUGUUUCCCUCUGCUGUCUGUGACUCUUCAACAUGACGGCCUGAUUCAGCCAAUCAUGUCUCUCCUCCAUGAAUCAGUGCCUCAUCAUGUGCAGUGAGUGUGAACAGAAUCUGUUUUACUGACAGAUCAGCUUUCAUUUUAUUUUUCAUACAUAAAUGAAGUAUUUUGAAUUUUGUACUUGUAUUUCUACUUUUGUUAGACAUUUCACUCCAGUAAAAGUACUGUAAAUAUAGAGACAUUUCACUGGAGUAAAUAAUUCUCCCUCCAUGAAUCACUACCUCAUCAUGGUGGAGGAGGGUUUGUGUACAUGUUGAUCAUGACAGCUGAGCGCCUCACUGCAGGUUUAAAACUGAUUUAUACCAGUGUAUAUAAAGCUUUGCAGUCAUGACAGAUAAAGCCAGAAUAUGCACUGGAUUGUGUUGAUGUGAUGAUUCGCACUUUUUUACAGGUACUGUUACUGCUGAUGUUCUUUAUCUAUUUAUCUUUGUUUUGUUUUGUUUGUCAUUCAUGUUGAUUUCUUCAUGUCUGUUUCAUAUGUUGUGUUUUUAUGGCUGCAGUAAAUAAGCUCACUCCUCCAGAAAGCACUGCCUUAUCAUAUACAGUGAAUGCAAAUAUUAUUAAACAUUAUUUAAUCUUUCAUUUUUGGUGGCUGUUUUACAUCUGCUGUUACAAUAGAGACAUUUCACUCAAAGGUACUGAUACUUAAAAGACACUUAACUCAGAUACAAAUACAGUUUCUUGUGAAAAAUAUAUUCAGAUAAAAGCAAAGCCAAAGUUAAAAUAUACUUUUAAAGCAGUAAAAACCUGGAGUAAGCAGCCGUCACAGAGAUGAAGAGACAAUACAAACUCAGCAGCUGCAGUUUAUAAAAGUACUGAAGUGCAAGUUAGAUCCCACUGAACACUUUAUGCUGUGUUAUUACUGUAAUUAUCUACAAUCUACUUGACUUUUAUAAUUCAUGUCCAAGACCAGAGUUUAUUAUUUAUUUUGUAAAUGUUAGAUUUUUAUAUUCUAAAUUUCUCAAAUAAAAUAAAAAUAAAAAUGAUGAACA